UCAGUUAAAGUGUAACUAUAAAAUAAAUUUGCAAUGCUGGAAAUUACCCCUAUAAAAAUACAAAUACUGCUUGUACCCAAUGAAACUGUCCAGAGUAGGGCAGAAAUUUUCGUCCUCUUUCCUAGUAACAGGUAAGACUACUGUUGCAGGAUUCCUGAGUUUUAUAACAAACAUGACUACGGCCCCGGGGAACUGGGCAGUGAUGGUUGGAUGGAGACCAAUACUUCAGCCCACAAGUAUGUGGUUCCGCCUGUCCGUCGUCCUUUCUGUCCGACCUGCCAACCUCGUCAGAGAGGACGACUGCUCACCCGGCGACACGGAGUCGAGCCUGUCCCAGGGACACACACGUGGUGUCUCCGACGACUGCACCGAACGAACACCACCUUCAUGUAAAGUUCUCCAGCUCCUUAGAGUGCGGAGAAUCCAGCAGAUGCUCUCCUUCCUUGAGUACGACGACUUCUGGCCUUGGCGUCCGACGUAUACCUCUCGCAGGCCUGGACCAAAGAGUGACGAUUAAAAACUAGAAGAUGGCACCAACAACAGUUACCAACACCUGUGGCAUUAUACAGCAACCCUCCCACAACUACCCUAACAACAGCAACCAGCCCCUGCAGCAUCUCAGAACAACAGCCCUCCUUCCACACCUACCCUAAACCUUCCCCUACUCUUUUCUUUCUUCCCCCUCCCUCAAGUAUCUCAUCUACCACCCACCACCGACACAAACACACAUCAAUGCAAAAUCAUCCCAGGUUUAAGCACUUAACCUUUGUCGGUGUCAUCAAUAACAAUAGAACCUUGUGCAAACAGCCUUCCGAUAGAUGAGGUAGAAAAAUGAAUGAGCAUUUAUCAAAUGAUGAAUGCCAACUCAGUGUUCUGAACAGAAGUGUUUGCCAGUCAGCAGUUCACUGUCACAGGUGUCAACUUACAAAAAUGUUUGCCAGUGAGCAAUUUAUUGUCACAUGCGCUAGGACCUCUCUUCACAGCAAGAAGCAUUCAAGGCUAUGCAAUGUGAAGAAAUACUUUAUUCCAAAGGCAAUGAAAACCAUCGUUAAUAUAACACUUACUGCAUCUAUUUUCAUGUAUUUAUAUGUUCAUUUUUAACUGUUAUCAGUUGCUUACUGAUGUUUUAUUAUUCGUGCAGCUCACAUCCAGAAACCAUAUGACCUGCCACUCUCUAUCCAAAGGUUGAUCUACAUAAGCAUUUAUUAAAAUUUUUAACCUUUGCAUGCAUGAAAAUGCUCACACAUUUCUGCAGGUAAGCAGACCCUCCAUGUGUGUACAGGUGUACAUGAUGUUAAAUAACUCUAUAAUCUAGCUCUGGGCCAUGGAAUGAGGAAAACCAUCUGAACGAAAGUCACACCUUGGCUUCAGUGAUUGGGGGAUAUGAGCAUUCUUUACAAACCAUUUUUCCCCGAAGUUAAUUCAAAUGGGAUAGGGUUAUGUUUAAAAUUAACCCCAAAUUAACUAAGAAUAUGCUCAUUCAUCCACAUGAGGCACAUUAUUUACAUUAACAAACACAAAUGAGCUUGGACUUGAUGACCCUGUUGUCCAAUAGUUCUGACAAAUCCACUAACACCACAGAACUCAACACCAGACAUUACAUAUGGAAAUUCAUAUUUCUUCUCAACUCUUCAGUCAUAUAAAAUUACGUCUGCAUCAAGUAUUUCCAAGUGAAAAGAAAUGUUUAUUUUCAAAUGUAAAAGAAAGGCAAAAAACAUACAUUUUAAAGGUGACUAUAGAUCCUCUUGUCUACAUAUUUCAUGGUUAUAGAUUACAUCGGUGGACCAAAAAGAACUGUACACAUAAUGCAUCUUGUGCAAUCUUCAGUCACAGAUUAAAUUCAGAUCUUCAAACAAAGCAGAAAAAAUG
This is a messenger RNA of Pomacea canaliculata, 1869 nucleotides long. RefSeq lists its product as uncharacterized. Lineage: Eukaryota; Metazoa; Mollusca; Gastropoda; Architaenioglossa; Ampullariidae. The coding region runs from base 80 to 517 and encodes 145 amino acids. The record is from RefSeq and is a predicted model, not a curated record. The transcript has 3 exons.